AUGGUAAAGAUGCUCAAGGUCCCUGAACACCAAGUUGCUGGUCACAUUGCUAGAGAUGGGAAGCUUGGUCCGCUCGUGGACGACGAAGGCCGAUUCUUCAAGCCACUUCAAGGAGAUGCUCGUGGGGAAAACGAGGCUAAGUUCUAUGAGUCCUUCUCGUCGAACAAGACUGUUCCAGAUCACAUCCACAGAUACUUCCCGGUGUACCACGGGACUGAGCUAGUUGAAGCAUCCGAUGGAUCUGGCAAGCUUCCACACAUGGUUCUUGAAGACGUUGUCUCGGGGUACUCGAACCCGUCGAUAAUGGAUGUCAAGAUCGGGUCUAGAACAUGGUAUCCGGAUGUGUCGGAGGAAUACUUCAAGAAGUGCAUAAAGAAAGACAGAGCGACCACCACGGUUUCGUUGGGGUUCAGGGUUUCGGGUUUCAAGAUUUUCGACCACCAAGAAUCGAGCUUUUGGAGACCGGAGAAGAAGGUUGUUCUUGGGUACAAAGUCGAUGGCGCUAGGUUGGCUCUGAGGAAGUUUGUGUCGUCGAACUCCCUUGCUGACUCGAGCUCGGCACCAAACUGUGCCUUUGCGUCGGAUGUGUAUGGCGGUUCUAAUGGGAUCUUGUCGCAGUUGUUGGAGCUCAAGGCUUGGUUUGAAACCCAAACGCUUUACCAUUUCAAUUCUUGCUCGAUUCUGAUGGUUUAUGAGGACGAAUCCAUCUUGAUGAAAGGAAAGGAAGACGCGCGGGCACAAGUAAAGCUGGUGGAUUUCGCGCAUGUUCUUGAUGGAAACGGCGUCAUCGACCAUAAUUUCUUGGGUGGACUCUGCUCCUUCAUAAAAUUCAUCAAAGAUGUUCUUGAGAGCUCUGACAACCGCGAUGAGACCGAUGCUUGCGGGAUUGAAAACGGGAAAUAGAGAAGCGUGUUUCUUUCUCACUAAAUAAUCUCCAGUUCUUCCUUUUGCUUGGGGCUAAUUGGGUUUGGAUAUGAUGAACUUAUUGUCUCCUUCAAUUGUAUAAUUUGGUUGUAACCUACUGAACCAAACCAUUGUACUGUGCUUUUCAUAUGAGGAAUAUCGAAAUUUCCAUGGAAGGAAGCUAAGCGUGGAAGUAAUAAUGUCAACAUCAUGAAAUAAGUAAGCAAGGCAUAGUGAUGGA
Molecule: messenger RNA, 1144 nt
Organism: Thlaspi arvense
Lineage: Eukaryota; Viridiplantae; Streptophyta; Magnoliopsida; Brassicales; Brassicaceae
Source: the annotation of a GenBank genome assembly